Molecule: messenger RNA, 1596 nt
Organism: Capra hircus (goat)
Lineage: Eukaryota; Metazoa; Chordata; Mammalia; Artiodactyla; Bovidae
Product: pyrin domain-containing protein 3
Exons: 3
Coding region: 132-554 (140 amino acids)
Source: RefSeq, a predicted model, not a curated record
ACUCGCCGACGCCGUUCAUCUUGAGGGUACCCCUGGAUCCUGUCGUGGCUGGACCCCGGCAAGUGGCACCUGAAACAGACACCUAAAGGGUGCUAAGUCGUCAAUUUGGAUCCUCGACAGACUGACUCACCAUGUCGCAGUCCCCCAGACAUCCAGUUCCCCCAUUGCUUCAACCACAAAAGAGGAAGGGCACUCCUCUUUCCCUGCCUCCGCCGCCCACCUGGAAAGUCCAGCAGACUCUAAGACAACCGGCAGCAGAGAUCCCAGAUGAACAAAUGGUAGAACCACCCAUUAAGCAGAUGUCAGGGCUUUACAUAAAAGACCACGAUCCCCCUAUUCCUUUACGUCGCAGGAAACCACCAGGACGUCCUGCGCGGGCAACUCAACAAGCCUCCAUACCCACGUGGGGGCAAAUUAAGUCACUCUGCCAUCAAGCUCAGGGAAUAGCUUCUCUACAGGGAUCUUCAGCCUCUCCUGAAAGGGUUUUUAUUGCUAUGCUUGCUUUACUUUCCUGCCAGAACUCUGCAACACAGCACUCAGAAGCUCCCGACUGAGAUCCAUCUGGUUGUCUUAAAGAAUAAAAAAGGGGGAGAUGCCGGGAGCCAGCACACAAGUUCCCACCCAUGACAAGGUCAUGUGGAGAAGACCUGACAAGCAAGGCAGAUCAGGACUCCAGGGAUUUUGAAAAGCUGCCCCGGCACUCACCUUAAAGAUGAUAUCUGUCUUUCUGAUGCUUGCUAUACUAGACUGCUCCCUAAUUUCUGUGACACAGGCAGAAGGCUUUCCCCGAUCUCUUUCCAAACAGAACCAACUUAAAACUUUAAUCAACAUAUCCCCUAGAUGGUGACAUCCUAUAAGAUUAUCCAGGAAGAGAAGAGUAUUUCAACCUAAACCCCUUUUCGCUAGCGUUUUAGUUUGCUUGACAAAUGUGUUUAUGCCCUUGGUAUUAAUGUGCAUGAUUGUUCACAACAUCUUAAUCAUAAAAAGCAUAAAGAACCUGAAAACACAAAAGGCCCUAAUAGGCACAGAGUCCUUCAGGGGUUGAGGAAGCCCUGUAGAGAACAUAAAAAGUAUUAUUCUAUAAAGUUGUUACUGGAUCAAUGUUUUUCUUGCUGUGUUUUUGCUCUUAAUGUGCUGAGGUUGUACAAUAAAAACUAUUGUUAAUAUAGUUAGGAAUUUAAAAGACAGGAGUUUAGCCCUAGUGUGAAAACAAUAAGACAAUUGUUAAUUUUAGCCAAGGGUAUAAAUUUAGCUGGUGACUUCUGCAAAAGAACUGACCUUCAUGUUACAUUUCUACUAUGUUGCAACCUGCUGUACCUUUACCCUAUGAGACUGCAACUUCUCUGUUUUCCCUUAAGCUCAAGGCCAGAAGACAAUGCACAAAGAUCCACUAUGGAAAAGACUCUCAUAAACAAAGAAGUAUGCAGAAAACAUCCUGGGUUUCAUAAAGGGCAAACUGAUGUAAUGUUAGACUAGCUCUGUAUGCUUAUCUCUCGUUUCCCUUUAGAAAUGUACUAACUUAGAGUAUAGAAAUUACUGUGAAAAAUAAAGUGGUGGCAGCAGAACAGCAGACCCUGCUGCACACCCUAGUCUGCU